AUGCUCCUGCCCUCGCCGGCACUGGAAGCUGGUGCCUCGACGGCGCAGUCGAACUCGAGGUUCAACUUUCGCCCUGCAGAGGACCAGGCCCAAAGCAAGGAGAAGGACGAUGAUGACGAGGAGGUGGACGAGAUGGAGAUGAUCCAGCAGCUCCUCGAGAGAGAGCAGUCCUAUCGCAAGGAGUUGGCGAGAAGAGACCGUGUGCUGAACUGGUACCAUGAAGAGCUCUUGAGCACCCAAGACGAGCUCGACGAGGCCCAGAAGGAGCUCGACGAGCAGAGAUGCGAAGGAGAUGUCCAGUUCAAGGAGCUCCUCGACUCCAGGCGGAAGGAGGAGGGCUUCCGCGCGAUGGAGGCAAAACUCGUAGACUGCGAGGAGCAGCUGGAGAGUUGCCACGAGAGGUUGAAGGAGGAGAUCGCAGAGCAAAGUAUCUACGGUGUCCUCAAGUUGAAGUUGGCUGAGGCAGAGAAGCUGCAGCAGGAGGUCAAUGGUACUCUCCGGCUGGAAAACGACGACCUCGCCUUCGACGUCAGAGAGCUUCGCGCCGAGUUGGCUUCGGCGCAGCGAAUGGUAGCGGAGGAGUCAGCCUCCCUUCGGGUGUCACAGCAGGAGGCCACCGCCCUGGGUGAUGCUUUGGAGCGAGCAGAGGGCGAGGUGCUGGGACGUGCUGCUUCGACGGAGAAGGACUCGAUGCUCGAGGCGCAGCUUGAGGAGACGCGGCUGGAGCUCGCAGCCAUGACUAGCGAGGUCACUGCACAUCAAGCUCAGCCGAAGCCAACGCAGGAGGGCUCGUCGGCCGCUGCAGAGAUCGCGGAGGCCACAGAAGCCUUGGCCCAGUCGAGGGCCGAUGUGGAGGCAGCGGCAAAGCAGGAGUGGCGCGCUGUCGAGGCAUUUGACAGACUUGCCGACGUGUCCAAGGAGCUGGAGCGUGUUAAGUCGCUGGCAGCGGCAGAGCGCAGCCGACACGACGAGGCGCUCGCAGCAGCGGCCGCUGAUGCCGAGCGGAGGCUGGCCUUUGCCGAGCGCCAGGAAGCGGCGCUGGCAGCGCAGCUCCAGAGCGCUGUUGCUGCGAGGGAAUCUGCGGACAGUCGACUGACGCUGGCUGAGGCGAAAAUCGCCACAGCAGCAGCCGUCGAAAGGUGCGUGGAAGACGACAAGCUGGAGGCGAAGUUGGUGGAAGCUGCAUCGGCUCGAGACAGGGCGGCUACAGAGCUCGCAGAUGCGCGGGAUUUGUCGGCCUCCCUGCGCCGGGAGGUGCGGGAGGAGUCCACGGCCAAGCAACGUGCGGACGAGCGCCUGGAGCAGGCCGAAGAGCUCGGCCGAGCUUUGAGCUCCAAAUCGGCUGCGGCCGUCGCAGCCAAGGCCACGGCGGAGGUGUUGGGCAUUGAUGCAGUGCCAGAAGGCACUGGCUUCGAAGUACCGGUUUAG
Messenger RNA from Symbiodinium sp. CCMP2592, 1428 nucleotides. The record is from the annotation of a GenBank genome assembly. Lineage: Eukaryota; Dinophyceae; Suessiales; Symbiodiniaceae.